Molecule: messenger RNA, 444 nt
Organism: Mucor mucedo
Lineage: Eukaryota; Fungi; Mucoromycota; Mucoromycetes; Mucorales; Mucoraceae
Exons: 4
Coding region: 1-444 (147 amino acids)
Source: RefSeq, a predicted model, not a curated record
AUGACACAGAUCCGCGUUGAUGGUAAAGGCAUCGGAAAAAUGCUAUCUUCUGAUAAUCAUGAAUCACACAUUACCCCGCUUGUUCUCUUCCUACCGUUGAAGUCUGUACACAGGGCACAACCCUGUGGCAAUGGUUUUCAAGUCUUAACAGUAUCACUUUUGGUUUACUUUAAUUUUGUUCUCCAUGCAAAACAUAUAGCCUUCAAAUGUUUUGUCCAAAACUUUAUGUAUUUAAAGAAGAAUUGCAGUUUGGAUACCCCCACCUCCCCUACGUUGUUCCGAUUGCGUUUACCAUUAUUCUUUAAAAAUAUGUUGUGUAUAAAGGGCUGGAUUGAAUCAAGCUUGGAUAAUAUUAUGGUCUAUGUAAAUGAUGCUGACGACACCCGCUCACCUGAUGAAAAUUUUACUGACAGCACAAAUAACUCACCAGGAAAAAAAAAAUAA